AUGGCAGACCAUCAGAGACAAAGGAUUCAUCCAGCAGCAGAUGUGGUAGCGCUGCCAACAACACCGUUGGUGCCUCGUGGUACGUCGCCCUCCGAUAAAGGAAUUCGCAUUCAGCACCUCCCUCCAUUACAGCGCGCAAUGCCUGCAAUCCGAGCAACUCCUACCAAAAACAGAAGCUGUUGUUGCAAGUGUGUAUGUUGGACAAUAAGCCUCAUUGUCCUCCUACUGAUUGCCAUUGCAGCCACGGCCGGCAUUCUCUACCUAGUUUUCAAACCAAAACUCCCCAACUACUCCAUCGACAACUUAAGGAUCAGCGACCUGAGGCUCAAUUUCGACAUGACCCUGUAUGCCAAAUUCGACGUGAUCUUCACGGCCAACAAUCCGAACAAGAAAAUCGGAAUUUAUUACAAGAAAGGAGGCAAAUUAAGUGUUUGGUACACAAAAACUAAGCUUUGUGAAGGGUCAUUGCCAGUCUUCUACCAAGGCCACCAGAACAAAACAAUGCUGAAUGUAGCAUUGACAGGCCAAAGCCAGCAUGGAAAUACGCUGAUGACAGCACUGCAGGAGCAACAACAAAUGGGACGCAUUCCCUUGGAUCUUAAGGUUCAUGCACCAAUGGCAAUUAGACUUGGCAAGUUGCAGUUGAGGAAGGUCAAAGUUUUGGGGGAAUGCUUGUUAGUGGUGGAUAGUCUAUCCACUAACAAUUUGAUCAGCAUUAAGGCCAGCAAUUGCAAGUUUAGACUAAAGCUUUAAGCAUUUCUCUUCCGUUUCUUUCAUUAUAUCCAAACAGUUUUAGAGUUUCUAUACUUUCGCCAUCACUCCAGGUCUUCAUCUGUGUUGUUUCAUUUCCCAUGUAAAGUUAUUAUUCUUUCAUGUAAGACACUAUCAAGUUGCCAGAAUGCUUCAAUAAUUACAUUCAAUUUAGUUCAGUUCGGUAUGAACCAAAAGUUGGAUUGUAAUUUUUUUUUUUCGGUGAUUAAGCGUUAUCUAAUCCGGCUGUUUACCAAAUACAAGACAUAAUAUAAUCCUCUCCAAUCCUAUACAGUCGAUUCCAGAUCCAAUAAUCCUAGGGCAUUUAAAAUGGAGAGGCAAAUGUCAAAAACGUCUCUUUUAGACGAUUACAAUAAUAUGUGGCCAAAACCAGCGGUUAUUUACUUAAGCCACCUUCAUUGAAUGGUUGGUGAACAACCAGUUCCAGUUCGA
This is a messenger RNA of Morus notabilis, 1203 nucleotides long. Its product is annotated as NDR1/HIN1-like protein 6. Gene Ontology annotation, cellular component: plasma membrane. Lineage: Eukaryota; Viridiplantae; Streptophyta; Magnoliopsida; Rosales; Moraceae. The record is from RefSeq and is a predicted model, not a curated record. The transcript has a single exon. The coding region runs from base 1 to 753 and encodes 250 amino acids.